Messenger RNA from Schistosoma margrebowiei, 1849 nucleotides. Lineage: Eukaryota; Metazoa; Platyhelminthes; Trematoda; Strigeidida; Schistosomatidae. The record is from the annotation of a GenBank genome assembly.
GAGACAUCAACAUGAAUAACCAGGAAGUGUUGAUUAGUUGUUUAGUCCUAAACAAAGAUGGAAAUCAGUCUCACUGUCCAUACUUUUAGAUCAGAUGAGAUUUCAGAUUAUCUAAUUUCUAAUGUAAUAAAUAUUUAUUUAUGUCAUAUGUUCAAAGCAUAUUAAUGGUCUAUUCAUGCACGUAUUGAUCCAUUAAGCUGCGAUAAUAUUAUUAGACUUAAUUGGUCGAACAGUAGUUUGGUUUCUAGUGUUAUACGCAUUGUGUUGGACAAGUUAAUCCGAUUUAACCAAUCUUGAUCAUACUACUGAUGAAUAGUAAGACACAUAUCUGUAGGAUUAAACCAAGACUUGCUUUUAAAAAAAAAACGGUGAUUAGCUAAUUAUAUAUAAAUAUACACAGAUAUCAGUUAUUAAUUUUAUCGAGAUCCGUAGUGGUUAAAGACAUGUGUAUAAGGUUUUCUACAAAAGUCGAUGAUCCAUAUGCUAAUAUUCCAAGUCAUAAAGCAUUUACCCGUACGUAUCUUUCGACAGUUACUGCAGACUUUGGUGAAGACAACUUCCUGACAUGUCCACUUGGUAUAAUUUUCACACUCGGUAUCCUGUUAGGAUCUGGUGGUGCUCAAGGUAGAACAGGUUAUCAAAUUGGAAAAACAAUGAGACUAAAAUCGACAUCUUCUUCAUGGAAUAUUUCGGAAGCUCAACAGGAAAUGAAAUCAUUAUAUAAAGAACUUAAUAACUCACUCACUUCAGAAAAAACAUUUUUAAAUGAGAAAGAAGAAAAUGUUGUUAGAAUAUCAACAGGUAUAUUUGUGCAAAAAACUUACGAAGUUGAAAAACGUUUUAACGAAAGUAUUGCAAAUGAUUUUGAAGGAGAACUGAAACAGGUGGAUUUUUCUAAUCGAACUAGUGCUACAGUUGAUAUCAAUGAUUGGGUUGAUCAACAGUCUAAUGGUUUAUUGGAGAAAUUCUUUACAGAUGAUAUUCCAGAUGAUACUGUGAUGAUACUGGUAAAUGUUUUCUACUUUAGAGAUUUUUGGCAAAGUCCAUUUGAGCCUCAUUACACUAGGAUGGAGAAUUUUGAUAUUUCAUCAGAUCACCAAAUAACGGUUCAUAUGAUGACACAAGACGGAGUAAUGAAGUAUGGAAAAUUCGAAGAUGAAGGAUUUGAGAUCGUCAGCAAACCGUUAAAUAACACACGUUUCACAUUUGUUAUCGUGUUACCGCUUAAAAAGUGGUCGUUAAAUGGUGCCACAGAACUUUUGAAUGGCAAUAAAGUUUUAAGUGAAUAUGUAAAGAAUUUGAAAGAAACUGCAGUGUCAUUACGAUUACCGAAAUUUACAUUGAAAAAUACACUUGACCUUGUGCCAACAUUAAAGUCUAUCGGUGUUGUCGAUUUGUUUGAUCCAGUAAAAUCUGAUCUGUCAGGAAUCACACCUAAUCACAAUCUAUAUGUGAAUAAAUUUAUUCAAACAAAUGUAUUGAAAUUAAAUGAAAGUGGAAUUGAAGCAACCACUGUAACUUCACCUAUAUUUGUGCCUAUUUCAGCCACUAUACCAGAAGUAGACUUUCAUGUAACUCAUCCAUUUAUAUGCUUUAUAUAUGAUCAACAAUUAACAAUGCCGAUCAUGGCAGCUAAAGUAAUGAAGCCAGUUAUACAAUCGUAGUGAGCCAAUCAUCAUUCACCCUCAUAUAUAUUUGAUAAUUAAUUAAUUUCCACAUAAAUCGUUUGUUUUAUUACAAUGAAUUAUAUUACGAACAUUCGUUUUGUUUACUUUCCAGUGAUUAAUAAAUAAAGAUAAUCCAGUUUUCUAAGCUUUUCUUUAUUUACAAUAUUAUUUACUGAAGUUGU